Molecule: messenger RNA, 1632 nt
Organism: Brenthis ino (lesser marbled fritillary)
Lineage: Eukaryota; Metazoa; Arthropoda; Insecta; Lepidoptera; Nymphalidae
Source: the annotation of a GenBank genome assembly
AUGGAGCUUUAUAUUAUUAUUUUGUUACUCGCAGUCUUUUUCUACCAGGUACAAUCACAAAUAUGCGUGGGACCUGGUCAAGUAAUUGCAACCCCUCAAAUUGUAGCUCCACCGGUGGUAGCAACAACUAUUGUCGACAACUCAGUGUCAAACGCUUUAGCAAAUGCGCUACAACUCUUAAUAGUAAGUGACCUGAUUCAAUCAAGACUGGGAUCUAAGAAUUGUAUUAACGGCUUAGGACCAGUUAUUGACGCCAUAGUUCCUGGAUAUUCGCCCAUAGUAGAUGUUGUAACACCCUGUGUAAGCUCCGUAGAUGUUGUGUCCCCAUGUGGACCAGUAAUAGAUACGUUCAUCCCUAAUUACUAUGGAGGCAUAACAGAGACUAUUAGACCAAAUAUUUUCGGAGGUUAUACUGAAACAAUAUGUGCCAACCCAUGCGGAGUUUGUGAGACCAUCACACCUAACUAUUACGGUUGUUGGACAGAAACGUGCACGCCUAACUUAUGCGGCGCCACCGAAAUCGUUAGCACCAACAUAGGUUAUCCAAAUAUAGCAACUCUGACACCCAACAUAUAUGGUGGUAUUACCGAGUGUAUAUCUCCAGCGCCAUGUGUACAACAACUUCCUUUCUGUGCAGGAGUUAACGAAAUUAUUGUACCACCUUGUGGACCUAACUACUAUAAUGAUGUAGUUGAAGUGAUUUCACCAUGUGGACCAAACUACUAUGGCGGAGUAGCUGAAUAUAUUUCAAAUCCCUUCUAUUGUGGAUUAUCAGAAGUUGUUUCUCCUUACAACCCUGGGUGUUUAGGAGGUAUUACCGAAAUUGUAUCAGGAAAUCCUUACGCACCAAACUUCUGUGGAAAUGUUAUUUCCCCUUGCAAUUCUAUUAUAAGCUGUUUACCUGAAGUGAGAACUCCAUCUUGUGGAACAUUCUAUGGUGGUAUUAAUGAGUUUUCUCCAUUUAAUUGUGGUUGCUUUGGGGGAAUCCCCGAAGUUAUCUCUAACCCGUAUAUACCCAAUUAUUUUGGGGGAGGGCCAUGCUCGCCCGUUGCUGCUGAAGUUUUAAUACCCUCAGCUAUUCCCGCACAACUUACAUGUAAUUUUGGAUAUAUGCCAACAACAGUUCCUUGUGUUAGUGUGAACGUAGAAACGCUACCAUUUGAAAAUUGUGGCUGUGGAUGCACCAGAUUGGGAGCAACAGGUAAUACAGAAUUAAAAUUAGAUGGAACAACAAAAUUUGGUAAAAAGUUAGAAGGUAUAAGGUUUGGAGAUGCAAAGUUUGGUGGUUUCACGAGUGGGUUUGGACAUCCACAGGAAAAUGUUGGUAAAGAAAUAACAUCAGAAAUUAAUGGGGAUGCUAAUUGGGCAGCUAGUUCUGAACCUUCUCGAGUGUUCCGUAGCAGAUUACAAACAAUCAUUAGCUGUAUAGUAUUUACUAGGUUUUGGCAAACUGAUGGAGAACAGUCUGUGAUGAUAGUUGUUGGGCUAGAAAAAGAGAGGGGUGGUACAAAAUUUGGGUUUUCGAUCAAAGUAGGUUGUACCAGCGGUGGACUGAUGGGGGCCUCCACUAUGCCUUCUGGUCUGUUGAAAACCACAUUGGCUUGCCUGUUCAAGCAUUGUGAAGCGGCCAUC